CGGGCCACAUCGCGAACUUUUCUGGACGUCCCGCAUUCUUCUCUCUUCGAUACUUCCUGUCUCGUCUCCCCUGAGCUGCCAGUCUUCCUCCCCGACGGUAGCCAUUUAUCUCUCGCCUUUCUAAUUACUCCCCCAUCAUGGCGUCCUUCGCCAACCCCACACAGAUCUUUGCGGACGAUGUCAUCGAGGAGAAAGGCGAGAACGCUCGUCUCUCUGCCUUCGUCGGUGCCAUCGCCGUUGGUGACUUGGUGAAGAGUACUCUAGGUCCCAAGGGAAUGGACAAGAUUCUUCAGUCAGCGUACGUGAGACGAUCUAGGGACCCUGGAUGCGGGGCAUUCCGAUUCGGUUGGGCAAUUUAUGUACUGAUGGUCUAAACGAAUCCAGCUCGACCGGAGAAAUUCUCGUUACCAACGACGGUGCCACGAUUCUCAAAGCCAUUGCUCUCGACAACGCCGCCGCCAAGGUGCUGGUCAACAUCUCGAAAGUUCAGGACGAUGAAGUCGGUGACGGCACGACGUCCGUCACCGUGCUGGCGGCCGAGCUGCUGCGUGAGGCGGAGAAGUUGGUGAACCGCAAGAUCCAUCCCCAGACCAUCAUUGAAGGUUACCGUAUAGCCAGCCGAGCCGCUCUCGAGGCCCUGGAGAAGGCCGCCGUCGACCGCAGCGCCGACAUGGAGUCGUUCCGUAAAGAUCUCCACUCGAUCGCCCGAACGACCCUGAGCUCCAAGGUCCUGGCCCAGGACCGCGACCACUUCGCCACCCUUGCCUGCGAUGCCGUCCUCCGUCUCCGCGGCUCUACCGACCUCAGUCACAUCCAGAUCAUCAAGAAGGCCGGCGGCAAGCUCAACGAUUCCUACCUCGACGAAGGAUUUAUUCUCGACAAGAAGAUCGGUGUCAACCAACCUAAGCGCCUCGAAAAUGCGAAGAUUCUAGUCGCCAACACCGCCAUGGACACGGACAAGGUGAAAAUCUUCGGUGCGCGGGUAAAGGUCGACUCGACGGGCAAGCUGGCCGAGCUGGAGAAGGCCGAGCGUGAGAAGAUGAAGGCCAAGGUUGAGCGGAUCAAGUCCCACGGCAUCAACUGCUUCGUGAACCGUCAGUUGAUCUACAACUGGCCCGAGCAGCUGUUCACGGAAGCCGGCAUCAUGUCCAUCGAACACGCCGAUUUCGACGGUGUCGAGCGACUUGCCCUGGUGACCGGUGGUGAGAUCGCCUCGACGUUUGACCACCCCGACCAGGUGAAACUGGGCCAGUGCGAUGUCAUCGAGGAGGUUAUUAUCGGCGAGGACACCCUGAUCAAGUUCUCCGGCGUGGCUGCCGGCCAGGCCUGCACUAUCGUCCUGCGCGGUGCCACCGAGCAGCUGCUCGACGAGGCCGAGCGCUCGCUGCACGACGCCCUGGCCGUGCUCUCUCAGACCGUCAAGGACCCUCGCGUGACGCUGGGUGGUGGCUGUGCUGAGAUGGUCAUGUCCAAGGCCGUGGAGCAGGCCGCGCAGAACACCACGGGCAAGAAGCAGCUGGCUGUCGACUCGUUCUCGCACGCUCUCAAGCAGCUGCCCACCAUCCUGGCGGACAACGCCGGUCUGGACUCCAGCGACCUGGUGACGCGACUGCGACAGGCGAUCAACAACGGCAUGACCAGCUCCGGACUGGAUCUGCUGUCGCCGGGAGGCGGCAUUGCCGACAUGCGUGAGUUGGGCGUCGUCGAGAGCUACAAGCUGAAGAAGGCAGUUGUGUCUUCGGCAUCGGAAGCGGCAGAGCUGCUUCUGAGAGUGGAUAACAUCAUCCGGGCCGCUCCUCGCCGACGUGAGCGGAUGUAAAGAAGCUAGGAACGAAAAUGUGAAUGAUAUACUCCCCAUUUUAGAUCAGGCCACAAUGAACGGAGCCGUUGGUUCUUAAUUAUUCUUUCCCCCCUCUCUUAGUCUGUAUCUGAGCACAGAACUGGGUUUCCUUCCGUGCUGGAGGAAGGUGAAUGGCGAGUUCUGCUCUGUUCAAGGCGUAAAUCACAGUGCGAUAGACCCCUUGCUUGGCGAAUCAAAAGCAU
Molecule: messenger RNA, 2043 nt
Organism: Aspergillus melleus
Lineage: Eukaryota; Fungi; Ascomycota; Eurotiomycetes; Eurotiales; Aspergillaceae
Gene: CCT2
Product: T-complex protein 1 subunit beta
Exons: 3
Coding region: 326-1819 (497 amino acids)
Biological process (GO): protein folding
Cellular component (GO): cytosol; chaperonin-containing T-complex
Molecular function (GO): ATP hydrolysis activity; ATP-dependent protein folding chaperone; ATP binding
Source: RefSeq, a predicted model, not a curated record